This is a messenger RNA of Onychostruthus taczanowskii (white-rumped snowfinch), 1849 nucleotides long. RefSeq names its product chromatin target of PRMT1 (gene CHTOP). Lineage: Eukaryota; Metazoa; Chordata; Aves; Passeriformes; Passeridae. The record is from RefSeq and is a predicted model, not a curated record. The transcript is spliced from 6 exons. Bases 1074 to 1739 code for a protein of 221 amino acids.
GCCAUUUCGGCGGGGGCGGGAGCGGAGCCGGCGCCAUUUUGUCGCGGGCGGCUGAGGGAGAAGCGGCGGCGGCGGCGGGAGCGGGCGGAGCUCAACGCCAGCCCCGGCCCCGCGCCGGCCCCACACCGGCCCCGCAUUCACCCGCCCGCCCGCCGGAGCUCACCGGAGACCUGGCGACCGUGUGCUUCGAUUCUCUGAAGAUGGCUGCACAGUCAGCACCGAAGGUCGUGCUAAAGAGCACCACCAAGAUGUCUCUGAACGAGCGCUCUUCCCGUGGGUCAUUCCGCUGGGUUUUUCCACGCGUGGCUCCUCCGUGACGACUAACGGGUGUCCCGCUCUCCCGCUGAGCGCGCUUUGGGAUGGGGCAGCUCCUGCGCUGCAGGGAGGUGUGGCCCGAGCUCAGGGACGCCAUGCUGGCUCCUUCCCUCCCUGUGAGCCCAAACUCCUCGUUUUUAAGGGGUGCAUUUUGCUGUCCGGCUCCCUGGGUGCUGCUUUAUUUACCGCCUCGCCGCGUGCUCGCUCUCGGAUGGAGAAAUUAAAACGCCACGUGAAUUCCCGAGCGGCCUCGUUUCCUGGGUGGCACUCAGGAGAUGCUCUGGGUGGUGGAAUUUUGUACAGUCGUGGAACUGCUAAGGUUGGAAAAGGCUUUAAGGUGAUCCCUUCCAGCCUGGCGCCGGAGGACGCCGAGCAUGGCAUCUUCCCAACCUACCUCCUGGCCUGGAAUUUUUGACGCUUUUCCCAGAUUUUUUUUUGGGGGGGGGUUGAUUUGGCUUUUGCUGUCCUGUUCCUCCCCCACCCUGUCACGACCAUCCCCGCUUCCUGCUGGUUGUCACCCCUUCUGCCAUCUCUAAACCCACUAACCUCCGGCUUUCUCAUUCCCACUGAAAACUUCCACCUCAUUCCUGCCUCUCCGGGCCUCGCGGCCAGCGAGGGAUCCGUAAUCCCAUAAGUGCCACUCUUUGCAUAAGGUUCAUGGGAGCUGGAGCCCCACUCGAGCACCGUGAAAUGCCGAUAAUUGUGUGUUUAAAGCUUUAAUUAAACCCCGUUUUAUUCGACCUUGAAGCUUCACUAACAUGCUGAAGAACAAACAGCCGAUGCCGGUGAAUAUCCGGGCCACCAUGCAGCAGCAGCAGCUGGCCAGCGCUCGAAACAGACGUCUGGCCCAGCAGAUGGAGAACAGACCGUCUGUGCAGGCCGCUCUGAAGCUCAAACAGAAGAGCUUGAAGCAACGCCUCGGCAAGAGCAACAUCCAGGCGCGGCUGGGCCGGCCGGCGGGGACGCUGGCCCGAGGAGCCCUGGGGGGCCGGGGGCUGGCCCUGGGCCAGCGGGGGCUGCCCCGGGGGGCGCUGCGGGGCCGCGGCGCCCGGGCCAUGAUCCGAGGAGGGGCGGCGCUCCGAGGUCAAGGCCUGCUGCGCGGCGGGAGAGGGAUCGCCCCCCGGAUGGGCCUGCGGAGAGGCGGCAUCAGGGGCCGCGGGGGCCCGGGAAGAGGCGGCCUGGGCCGGGGCGCCAUGGGCCGGGGAGGGAUCGGCGGCAGAGGGCGCGGCAUGGCCGGGCGCGGCCGGGGCGGCUUCGGCGGGCGCGGCAGAGGCCGGGGCCGCGGCAGAGGCUCGGCGCGCCCCGCGCUCACCAAGGAGCAGCUGGACAACCAGCUGGACGCCUACAUGUCCAAGACCAAGGGACACCUGGACGCCGAGCUGGACGCGUACAUGGCACAGACGGAUCCCGAGGCCGCCGACUGACCGGCCGGGACUGCCGGGGGGGGGGAACUCGUCCCGAUGGGAAAUUCAGACUUAGUGUGUUCUUCGAUGUUUUGAUACUCUCUGUUGUAUUAAACUUUUUUUGGAUUGUU